Pelecanus crispus (Dalmatian pelican) is the source of this 860-nucleotide messenger RNA. The record is from RefSeq and is a predicted model, not a curated record. NCBI's taxonomy places the organism in Eukaryota, Metazoa, Chordata, Aves, Pelecaniformes, Pelecanidae.
AUAUGGAUCCAGGUGGUGGAAGUCUUGGAUUGCAAACACAAGAAUCCAAAAUGCCUCACACUAUGAUUAUGCAGGAUUUUGUGGCUGGAAUGGCUGGCACUGCUCAUAUUGAUGGAGACCAUAUUGUUGUAUCAGUCCCCGAAGCUGUCCUAGUUUCUGAUGUUGUUACCGAUGAUGGAAUAACUCUUGAUCAUGGCUUAGCAGCUGAAGUUGUCCAAGGACCUGACAUCAUCACUGAAACUGAUGUUGUAACAGAAGGUGUAAUUGUUCCCGAUUCUGUUUUGGAAGCUGAUGUUGCUAUCGAAGAAGCUUUAGAUACCAGUGAUCAUGUUUUGACUUCUGAUCUAAUAACAGAAACCGUUAGAGUUCCCGAUCAGGUUUUUGUGGCUGACCUUGUUACGGGUCCUGAUGGACAUUUGGAGCACGUGGUGCAAGACUCUGUGUCAGGAGCCAACUCGCCUACAAUGGUUUCAGAAGAAGUUCUUGUAACAAACUCCGAUUCUGAAGCAGUCAUUCAAGCAGCUGGUACUGUUCCGGGCUCCACAGUGACUAUAAAAACAGAAGAUGAUGAUGAUGGCAAGAGUACAUCUGAAGACUACUUAAUGAUAUCUUGUAAGUUAAACAAAGGUAGAUAUGAACAGGAAAUUAUCUGAAGUAGAAGUGGUCUAGUGGGGAUAGCUGGACUCUUGCUGCAUUCUGUACUGGAACACAAAUCUCAAAUAAUAGUCUGUUGCCCAGUUAAUUCGUGGUGUCUGGAUUUGGGUUUUCUUGAUGAAAAAUCCAUUAUCACCGAUACAGCAAGAAAGAGAAUGACGUUCAUGCUGUUGAGUGAGUGAGUGUGUAUGUUUGUGUUUCUGAAA